This is a messenger RNA of Argiope bruennichi, 6611 nucleotides long. RefSeq lists its product as uncharacterized. Gene Ontology annotation, biological process: signaling. NCBI's taxonomy places the organism in Eukaryota, Metazoa, Arthropoda, Arachnida, Araneae, Araneidae. The coding region runs from base 348 to 3143 and encodes 931 amino acids. Gene Ontology annotation, molecular function: molecular adaptor activity. The transcript is spliced from 10 exons. The record is from RefSeq and is a predicted model, not a curated record. Gene Ontology annotation, cellular component: glutamatergic synapse; postsynaptic specialization.
CGCGCAUUUCAUCUCAACUUCACUCCCUUUUGUCAAUUUUCAUGUUAUGGAAAUGGGAAUGCGUUGAGAACGCCACUACUGCUUCUUUAAUUUCUCUGUUUUAAAUAAUUUCAUUUCUUGAACUUUCAAUGCAUGUAAAAAUAGAAACGUGACGAUAGUAUGAUUCAUUAAACUUUUGCAGUCAUGUGAAGGAAUUUGUAGGAGCCGGACGGUCAAAGGAAGCCUUUUGCGUUUCCGAUUUUGACAAAUAAGAUUUCUUUCAUUAAAAACAUUGACUUUAAAACCUAAAAACAUCUGUGAUAAAAGAGAUCCCAUUAAAUGUCUGCAGUAUCCAACAGGUUAAUAUUAUGACAAUGAAUUUGAGGCCAGAAAUAAAAAUUAAACCUCACAGUGCUUCUUUCUCAAACUUACAAAUAAGCGAAUCUUUUCAGCAUUUCCGCUCUGUGAGUUACUUUGAAGCUGUGACCAAUGCAUCUCUUUCUGGAUCUCAUAAGUCAUUUGAAACGCAUUCUUACAUGGAUAAGUCUAAAGUAAUGCGUAUGCCAUCUAUCAGCACUCCUUGUACGCCAAAAAAGAUUGAGAUUGAAAAAUAUUCUACUUUACCUGUAACUGCAAAUGGAGAAUCCUCUUUUGCAGGAAAGAAAACUAGAAGUUCUAGUCUCUCCAGUUUCUUUCGUAAGUUCCGACCGAAGUUUCAUCGCCACUGCUCCGAUGGUAAGAAUCCAUGGAUUGUGAUAGAAUUUGCUCCGCGUAAUGAUCCAGAUGCUUCCUCAAACAGCGACAAAAGUGAUAAUUCAAUUGAGUUGGCAGUAAAAAGCAAGGCACAGCAUUUUACCUCAUUGAAAGAUUUGUCAGAUAAUCCAGGAAGUGACAUAUGUAACUGUGCUUUAAGCAACUCUAGAAGAGACAGUACACCAAAGUGCAAUUUAAAUUCUAGUAAAAGUUCGAUAAAUUUCGACAACUGUAACAAGUACAAGUCAGAAGGCUCAAUUUUCUUUCGACUUUCACCUCGAAGAAGACUCGAAAACCUCAAACACAUGUUGAAGAACUUUUCAAAGAGACGCAAGUUUCGAACAUCAACCUCUUUGCACUCACUCAGUUCAAGAUCUUGUGCAUACAAAAGUGAAUCUUGCUUAAAAGAUUACAAAAUAGCAAGUGGUGCUUUUUCUAGCUUUAGUCAGGUUGAACAUGGAAGAGCUUCUUCACCAAUAUUUCAUUUUUGCAAGCAAGCAAAAAAAGAGAAUGUACAGAGCUUGAGACAUUCAGCCGAUAUAAGCUAUCUUCUGAAAUUACCAAACAGUAGAAGCUCAAAUGCCAGUCUUUCAUCUGUUCUAGAAGACAGCUCUGCUCAGAAACGAGUCCAGCCACCUAACACUUUAAGCUUGUCCAACAAGGCAUUCCAUGACCAGCAGAUGCUCAAAAUCUAUAGAAAGAUGGCAUCCGUUGAAUCCAUUGGGGCAUGCUCUUUAGAUUUUGAAGCAAGUGCCACUGAUAACUUCAAUGCCAAAGACCUCACUGCUUCCGAAUGUACAUUGCAUAGCAAUGGUAUUACGUCCGUCCAUGAAAAUUCGAGAAAUGGCGAUGCAUUACAUGAAGAUAUAUCAUCAUUAGAAAAGAGGGACAUAUUUGACAAACCCCCUCUAUCUAAUGGUUUCAAACCUGGUGAUAAGCAAGAAUACACAGUUGCUGAAAUCAAGCUUCCUUCUUAUGUGAGCAUUAGCUGUGCAAUCAACGGUUACGCAAAUUACGGCCGUUUUUGUCGCAGUCGAGAUAACAGUCCAGCUCGCUCUUCUUUCAGAAAGUCAAGUCUUGAACCGAGCAUGCUCGCCGACAUGAAUCGUAAAGAAUCAUAUGAAAGUCACAGGUAUUCUCGCAGCCAAUCGGAUUGCAAUGGUACCAUGCAAAGUGUGUUUACAGAAUCAAAACGUGUCACUGUAAGCAAGCAAAUUCAGAUACCCUUGAAAUCUAGUAUUAAGUACACUACUGAAGUAACUCUAACCAAUGGCCAUACAGAGAGGACAGUAUCUAGUAGUAGUGUUACCAAGGUUGUGACUAAUGGACAUUCAAAUGACUCUCUUGUAUUGGCAAAAGAAGUUGGAAGUGAUGGGACUAAGUCAUUGGUUCAGCAGAGAAUUGAAAGUUUGUAUGGAAAAUCUGUUGGCGAUGAAAUUAAAGUGAGUGUCAAAAAUUCUCAUAAAAACAAAGAUACUCAUGUAAAUGGUGUUGAAAAUAGUAUUACUUCAUCAAGUCCAGUUCCUAAUGGGAAAAACCAUACAGGAUCUGUCAGCCCUCCUGUCUUUAGGCAUCUGAAUGAGGAUUUCCGCAAACAAUUGCAAAUGAACAUUCCUAAAAAGUCAGAUUCUGAAAAAAUUUCUUCAAAACCAAUUAAACUUCAAAAUGGCUCAAGUAAAGAUUUCAUCCUCAAAAAGGAUGAAGUUUUCUCGCCCAUUCAAAAUGGUAUUGGGCAUGAUGAAUGUGAUAGAAUAAAAUCAAUGACACCUCCUCCAAUUAAAUCAAAAUCUUCAUUUGACAAAACCCCUCCGAUAACUAUUAAUACCUCAGAUGGAGAAGAAAAAGAGGGUUAUAAAUUCUUAAAUCUAAUAGACGUAGAAAAAGAAAAAAUUCAAGCCCAAAUAAAGCAAUUGGAGGAAGAAUUGGCCACAAAUACAAGCUUGUCUGAAGAAAUUUCUGGAAAGAUACGAGCUGCAUGUGGCAAGGCAAAUCUUUUGAUUACUCAGAAGUUUGAACAAUUUAGGGGACUAUGCUGGAAAAAUAUUGAGGAAAAUCCUAGUGUGCCUUUUUAUACAACUGCUUCUGAUCUUGCUGGAUUUUGGGAUUUAGUGAUGCUUCAAGUUGAUGACAUCAACAGCACUUUCAAAGAAAUUGAAGCCAUGAGACAAAAUGGCUGGAAGGAAGUUAUUUCUGAGAAGCCUGCGAUUCAACCUGCUAAAGCUCGUCAUUCCAAAGUGAAUGCCGUUUCUAAAUCCAACCCCACCACUCCCAAGCGUUCUGCCAAAUCUUCAGAAUUAAUGAAAGCACGAGAAGAAGCUCGCAAACAGCUCCUAGCUGCAAAAAAGAAAGGAAGACAACAAACUUCUGAUGAAAAUGAUAUCGCCAUCUUUACUCCUGCCACAUCUAGUUAACAGCCUGGAUAAAUGUGUUUUGUGAGAGUUCCAAGACUCAGGGGAAUCCAAUGCUCACUUUAUUAACAUUUUCUGACUAAUAUUUAUAUUAUAAAUAUUGGCAUUGUAUAAUUAAUUUUUCCAUAUUUUGGCAGUUUGAUUCUAAAUAUCAAUGUUGGAAAAUAGAUGGGGGUGGGGGAGAAUUCUUUCUAUGGUAUUCUUAAGAUGGAAAAAAUACUCAUUAUGUUAAAGUAAUAGAAAACUAGUCAUUCGUUGGAGGAAGCUGGGUGGAGAUAUGAAUCCUUUGCCUCUGCCACUUACCCCAAAAUUGUAAACAAUUUAAAUUAUUUUUACAAUAUUGGAUAAUUAGAACAAUUAGCUUGACUUAAUCAUAAUAAGUAUUUCUCGGGAAUUUUCCCCUCUCCCCACUCAAUUGGAACUACAAAGUAGUCUUUUGAUAAAGGCUUUAAAACUAAAUAUAAGCAUGUUGACAAAUGAAUAUACUUUUCUUAAUAUUUGGAAACUAAAGUGAUUAGAUAUAUCUGGUUUUACUUAUAAAUAAGUAGUUCCUAUUAAAAUAUAUAAAAGUAGAUUAACUAGAUAUAAUGUUUGAAAAUGUUAGUUUCUGAAGACAUAUUCUUUUUCGACUUCUAUUGCAGCUAGUGUAUAUUUACCAUAAUUUGGUGAGAAAGGAAAAUUGAGGUCUUUGGUUGUAAUGAGGAUUGGGGCAGGGGCUUAUUUUAAUGCACAUGUGAAUUAUUAAAUGUUUAGAAAUUUGUUUUUUGAGAAAUAAUAAAUUGAUCAGUCUUUUGAUUUCUAAAAUAACAUUAGGCUUCAGAAAUAUUCUUUUUUCUAUAAUGCAUCCUAAUUAAAGUGACUACAAAUGCAAGUCUGACUGAACCCUGGAAUUUUAUAAUCAUUUGUCUAGGUUGACCUCUCCUUCACUCUGGUAUUUUUUUAUUUUCAAAUUACAAUUCCAAAAUAAGAUUUGUAGUUAUUAAAAGCAGACAACACUACCAACACAGCCUUUAUCAACAUUCAAUUUUCUGACUGGCAUUUGCUACUAAACCUAUGAUAGUUACAGGUUCGAUUCAGCCAAAGGUCUUUGAAUGCAUAGAAAGCUGUUGUAUGCUAAAUUUGAUGUUGAAGAUCAAAUGCCCUCCUUUUGGAAUGACAUGAAAGUUUAGCAAAAGAGUAUUGUUCUCAUUUUCUGACUACAAUUCAAUAUUAUGAAAUUCAUCCCGUUAGCCUUUGUGAUUAAAAACUUAUUUAAAAUAGAGUGUUAAAAUAUAAUAAUUGUAUCUGUGAGAGAUCUGAAUGAUCAAAUUGUGGUAUUUACAUGCAACAUUAUAAUGGGCCAAAUUAGCUGUAAACAUUGUGGAUGUGCAUAUCUAAAUAGAAAUUUUAGGGAUAGUGCCAAGAUUUUUUUAUCUAUUGAGAAUAUAGCUCUCUCUUUAUAAAUCAUCGCUUUUCAAUGACAUUUACUCGGGAAUUCUGUUAUGAUCAGUAUAUUUCUUUUAUUUUAAUCCUUCAGCUGCACGUAUUGGAUUCCCCCUUAGAUUAUUGUGUAAUUUUUGGGUGAUAGAUUUGUUAUCAUUAUAUGUGUCAAAACACUUUUUUUUUAGUUUGUAAUUAAUUUUUUUUCCCUGAUAAGAUAUUUGUUAUUUUCUCCUUCACUUUGGAAUGUAUACUUUCACUGAAAACAAUAAUAAUCAUAAGCACUUCUCCUGUUUGUAAGUGAUUGAACUGUUUUGUAAAUAUUAUCAUUGUUAACCCAUGUACAUUAGGUUCUAUGGUAAACUCAAUUUAUUUCUCUAAUACUUCCAGUAACAGCCAUGAUAAUAGAUUGUUUCAAAAUAUUUAAAUUUGUGAUUAAUGUUUUUAAAUUGUAUAUAGUGCGGCCUUUUUUUACUACGUGCAAUCAUUCUCAAAGGUAUAUAGCUUAAUAAAUCUCUAGAACCAAUUAUAAUACAUAGUUUUAGGACUAUAAUAAUCGUAACUUGAUUAUUCAAGUAUAUAGUUCUAUUCCAAUAAUUAAUUUCCGAGAAACUAAAUAGCUUUAUAAGCUUAAUAGUGGAUUUAAUGUUAACUAUGCAUAAGAUCCUUUGUUUGGUUUUAUUAGCUUUACACAUGUUCAGUUCACAUUUUGAUAUAUCACAAUUUAAAUUGGCUUUUUAAGUGUAAUGGUAUUUUCCAAAAAUGAAAAAAUAUAUAUACUCUUGCCAGUCAUCAAAUAUUUUGUGCGAUUUUUUUUAUAUUCAGAGCUUUACCUGUUGAAAUCUGUAGUUUGAAGACUUGAGAUUGAUGCUUGCCUCAUAUAUACUUUUGUAGGAAAGUUUUUAUUAUGCAUGUUUGCUCUUUUCAAAAAUAUUAAAUUGAAAUUAUUACCAAGUUUUGAUAUACUAAAAUAUGUUGUUUUAUCUAUUUAUCCUAUAAAUCAUAAACAUAUUUAUUAAGAAAUUUCUUCGUUUUUAUUGGCAUAUGAAAUUCUAAAGAUUGCUAAUUUGUCUUGUUGCUUUCAUUCAUAGUUUAUUGUAAAAUUGUUGUAGUUGGACUGAGCCAUUUUAUUUCUUUAAUUUUAGUAUAUAAAAUUUGCUAUAUUAAAUUAUUUAAAUGGUCACAGUGAUGUGGAGUUUUGUCAUGUACGUUAAUAUAUAUUUAUUAUUAAUUUAAAAAUUUAAUUUUAGCAAAAUCAAUAUUAUCAAACUAUUUUGUAUUUUCAUUGUAUCAGAAUCGUUUGCAAUUUAAAAUGUAAUAAAUACAUGAAAAUACUAACAAAGUUUAAUAGUUGAACUGAAAUUUAAAAAUGUAUUUCCUUAAAUGUUAUUGAAAUUGUAAAACUUCUUGGCGAAAGAAUGCAAGUAAAAUAUUAUCAUUUGUAGGAUUAUUCAUAUAAUAUUUAUUAAUUGGAAAUGGUACAUGAAGGUUAAACUAGAUCUUAAUUUGAUAAAUAUUUUUGUAUCUCUUGUAAGUUAUAAAAAAUACAGCAGAAAUCCAGAAAUUGAAAGAAAAUUAGAUGUUGAUUUUUAAUUAAGUAAAAAGAUUCUGUUCACUAUAAAAAAAAAAUGCUAUAAACAAAUAUAAAUAAAACUAUGCAAUCAGAAAUUUUGAAUUUCUAGUUAUUCUCUUUCUAUUGCUAUCAAAGUUUUAUUUUAAAAAAGAUUCUUGCAAUAAUAUGCAAAUAUUUUGUUCAUUUUAUGAAACACAUUAGAAUAUUGUAUUCUUAGUGUAUACAGUUAAUUGUUGAGAGUGCCAAUUUUUUUAACUACAUUUUUUAACUUUGAAUAUUAUUGAAAAUUUUUAUGAUUCCACUUUUCUCAUUUCUGUAUUUCAUUCUUCAAACUUGUUUAACUAUGCAAAUACACUAUUCAUUUCACAUGUAUAUUGAAUGCCAACUGCUGUUUGUAGUUAUCUUUCAUGUGAAUGAACAUUCAAAAAUUGCUGUAAGUACACUUUUUUUUUCUUCUUUUUUUUUUGAAAAAUAUGAAA